AUGUUAUAAUCUAUUGAGAAAUUAUUCAAAUUAAUUUGCUUAAUAAUUCACCCUCCAACUUCUUAGAAAUAAUCAAAUGCCUUACAUUAUUUAUUUACAAUACUAAAUAAAAUUUAAGAAUUAUACCUAAUCUAAGACUUGCAAUAAGAAACUGGAAUGUUUACUAAGUAUUAUUUUUAUAUAUUUAGUUCUUUAACUUUAAUUAUUCAAAAUCUUUUUGUAAUCAAUUCUCUCAGCUCAUCUUAAUUGGGGAUUGUUGUAAUCAUCUUUUUUGCUUUGAAUUUGAUAUUGCCUCUUUUUAUCAUCAAAUUUAUGUUCCAUCAUGAUUUAACUACUCAAACCGUAACUCAUAAAUUUCUGUUUAAUUAUCCUUUAAUACUGACUAUACCUAUUAUGUAUACUAGUCUAACAAUAUUUUUUAAUGAAUCCUUUUAUUAAAUAUCAGAUGGAAAUUUAAAUAAACCUUUAUGCAUUUUCUUUUCUAUUAUCAAUUUAAUAUUCGUUACUAUUGUGUCUCUCAUUCACAUUUACUUUGCUCGUUGUGAGACACUUAUGGAUGACAAUAAUAUUUUAAAAUUAGAUUAAUCAAUUACCAAAAAAAUCUUCGAAAAUUUACUUUUACUUUCAAUCAUAGCUUUAAAAUCAUCUAAUUAAUUACAAUUCUUAAGAUUUGUGUUUUUGCUAAUUAAAUAUUUAAUAUAUAUCAUUUCAUCCAUUAAAUGGAUUAAUGAAAAAAACUUCAUAAUUAUAGAAAGCAUUUCAUCAGUCAUUUCUAUGGGAAUUGUAAUUAAAUUAUCAUUUUUUGAUAUUCUUUUGAUAGCUUUGUUAGUUGUAUCAUUACUUCUUUAAAUUUAAGAUUAUGUUUUAUCAUUUUAUAUAACAACAAAAAAUUAGGAAAAUUUUACUACAAUCCAAGUAUUACAAUAUUUUAUAAUAACUAGAUAUAUGAAAAUUGUCUUAAAAUGGGCUCCAACUCAAAACAUUCAAUAAUUCUUAGAACAAUAACAAAUAAUCAUAUCUGUCCAAGAAUGGCAAAAAAAGUUGAAUCCAUUACAGGUUGUUUAUUAAGAAAAAUGGCUAAUACUAAAGAUUAAUCUAAUUUAAAUAAAAAUAUAUUAAUAUAUUGCCAAUAUAUAUCUAAUAAUGCCCCUUUAAAGGGAUUAGUUAAAUUGAUAACUAUAAAAACAGAAGAUAUAUAUCAUUAAACUUCAUAUGGAAAUUUAUGCACAUUAUUGUAUGAGAGAGUUAAAUAAUUUCAAUAAGAAGCUUAAUAAAUUAAUGGAAAAAAGAGUUCUAUUGAACAUACAAAUAAUCUUGAUGCUGAGUCUGCAUUUACUACAGUUAAUUCAAAUGAGGAACUAUUUCCAAUCCUUAAUAAGGCUUUAAAUGCCAAAAUCUAAUUUUGGUAAAAAUUAAUAAAUGGUUAUCAAGAUAUAAAUAAUCUAUUAUCUGAUACACUUUUAACAACUGAAAAGAUGUUGAAAUGCAAAUAAUUAUUUGAAUAAAGAUUUGAUUUUUAAAAUUUUAAAAUAAAAAAUGGAAAAUGUACUGAUGUUUUAACAAUGAGAAUUUUAUAAAUGUUUUAUUCUGGAAUUUAUACAAACUCUUAUUUAUCAUAUUUACUAGAGAAACAGAUUGAAGAUAUAUUAAAGAGUGAGCGAUUUAAAGAAGAAGAAUCAUUAGACAAUGUUUAAUUAGUUGAAAGUAUUACUUUUAUAUAGAUUAAUUCUAGAUAGAAUAAUAAUAGUCAAAACAAGUUUAGUAAGAAAAAGAGGAGAAUUAAUAGAUAUAAAUGUUAAGUAAUUAAGCUAAUUUUUAAAUGAGAAAGAUGAAGCCAUUAAACAUAUUAAACAUUGCACAUAAUUGAUGCCCAAAUUUUUAGCCUAAAUACAUGAUGAUUUAAUGGAUAAUUAUACUACAAAUGGUUAUUCUAAAUUAAUGAUUCAUGGAGAAUCUAGCUUUUAUGAAUUAUUAUCAGGAUAUUUGGAACCAUGUAACAUAAAUUUAUAUAAUUUUUAUGAUAAUUAAUAAGAUUUUAUACUUAAUAUGAUUAUGACAAAAGUUUAAUCAAAAAAUGAAACUAUUUUAUUUGGAAAUGAUGGUAAAAUUUUAGGAUUUACUAAACAAUUUUUUGAAGAAGCAUUUAAAGAUUAAACUAUUACUUCUCGUUAGUAACUUACAGUAUCAGAAUUAUUAAUCAGAACACCCUUGAUUGCCUUUUAUAUACCAUAAAUUAUAAAUUAAACUUAAGAACUCUAAACUUAAAUAAACUCAUCGUCAAAUUAUUAACUCAAUAAUCUAAAAUCAUAAUGGAUUAUUCCUGAUAAUCAUUUAGAAUCUUUAUAGAAUUCAUCAAUUAUAUUAUCUCAGUUUAGAAAGAAAUAAGAUAAUUCUAAUUUUAGAUCAUUGAAAUCCUAGACAUAAUCUAGGUAUUCUUAAUAUUCAUAAAAUACUUAAAAUGAAAAUUAUGAUGAUAAGGACUUCUCAAAAGAUUUAAAAAAUUUAAUUAUGAUUAGAGAUAAUCCAAUCAUAUUAUUACAUCCUGAGUAUAAUGAAUUAAUUAAACGUUCCCUUACUUAUGAUAACUAUUAAAACAAUUCACUUGAAAUCCAUUACAGUUUAUAAUAUAAAACCUUAAGAUUUAAAAAAGGUGAAUUUGGAUACUUUUAAUUAACAAUAAAGGAAUUUAAAAAAUGGAUGAAUACACUAUCAUAAGUGGCGCCAACAACCAACUAAACUACUUUAGAUAAUUAUUAAAUAUAAUCUGUGAAUUUAGUAAGUGAUAAUGGAUUGCAAAGUAAAUCUUAUUAAACAAGUAACGUAAAUUCAGAAAUUUCAGAAAAGUUCGAUGAAGGUUUGAAAAGCAUAAAAUAGAUUUAAUAUUUUAAUUCAAGUUUAUCACAUUUUAAAGACAACUAUAAUAGUGCAAAUUAAUCUAAAAUUUAAUCAAUUUCAAAUUCAAGAUUAAUUGUUUAAAAAUUAGGUAUUUCUGACAGAGCAUAUGAAUAAGAAUAGUAAACUGUUGGUCAAUUAUCUCUAGCUACUAAUACAAGAAGGUGCAACUCAAAUUUAUUUCUAUAAUCUCAAUUUUCCUUAUAACCCCAAUAUAUCUAACCAAAAUUAUUUGAUAAAAAAAUAUUAGAAGAAGUCAACGAUAUUGAGAAUGAAAUGAACUUUAUUGAAAAUUAGAGACAAUAGUAAGAGUAAGAACAAAUAGAAUAUAUAUAAAAAAACAUUAUUUAUGACUAAGAAGAUUAGGUUGAUGUAGUUUAAUCCAAUAGUCAAAGCGAAAAAAAGAAGUCAAACAUUUUAGAAAAAUUCUAAAAGCAAUAAUUACGAAAACAAAAAGAUAAUUAUGGUGAUUUUUAAUCAAAUCCAUCAAGAACUUCAACUAGUUCAACAUCAAAAGAGGCUCUUACUAUUGUAUAGUAACUUUAUGAUAAUAAAAAUUUGAUUAAUCCAUUAAAGAAAAUAUCAUUUCUACUGGUAUUAAUCUGUUGCAGUGUUUUAGUUAUUAACGUUAUUAAUGUUGAUUAAAUUGAGUAUAAUUUAUUAACUUAAAUUGAUCAAAUCAAUAAUGUCAGAAAACCAUUAAAUAUUAACUAUUUUUAUUUUGGUGCAUUGUUCUAGUAAAUGUGUUAAAUGCUUCAUUAUUUGAAUAUAAUAGAUUUUAGUCCUUUUUAAGAAAAUAGAAUUGAAGAACAACUUUUUAAUAUGUAUGAAUAUGGUAGAGAAAUUAUGUUUGAUCAUAUAGUUCAUGUACCAAUUUUGGCUAAGGCUUUAGAUAUAACAACAUUUUCAUGUAAAAUUGUUCAAAAUAAUCAAAGAAUAACAUUAAAUACAACUUUACAUGAAUUUUACUCUAUUUAUUUUGAGCUUGCUGAAGAUCUAUAUAGAAGAAAUUUAAAAUGUUCUAAGAAUUGUGAUUAUUCAGAUUUAUAUACACAUGGCUUUAUUAGAUAAAACUUAGUGCUCAUGAUGGAGUUUCAUGAUAAAUUGAUUGAUUAGAUUACUUAAGUAACUUUAGAAACAUAAAAUGAAGUUAAAGGAGAUUUUUUAUAAAUAUUGCUUGCUGAGAUUUGUGUAAUAUUAUUCAUAGUUGGAAUAUAAUUAAAAAUCUGGCUAUUUGUAGAUUAAAUAACUAAACAUAUAUUAUUUUUGAUUACAAGAUUGAAUGAGAUUUAAGCAUUUGAUUAGAUAUCUAAAUUAACUGUGAUUAAAUAUUAUAUAGAAACAGAAAGUAACAAUUAAUGGAAAAUGACUAAUUUUUCUGAUUUAAUGUUCAAAUAUUCAGAGAAAAAGAAAGCUUAAAAAGCCAUUCUAAUAAGUUAAAAGGAAUCUGAAAAACUAAAUAAUUACAAAUCUACUACAGCUUUAUACUCUAGAAUCUAAAAGACAUACUAUAUAAAUAGAGUUAAUGUUAUUUUGACAUUUUUAUUAGCUUUGACUUGGCCAUUAUAUUUAAUGACAGGAUACUUGAUUCAUAUGUAAAAUAAUAACGACUUUUAACCUUCAUUAGAGGUUACAUUAAGCAUGGUGUAGUUUAGACAUAAUAUGGAUGCUACUGUUAUAUUGGCUGGUAUAAUCAAAACUGAAAAUCUGCUACCUAAUAAUAAUCUCAAUUAUAUCAAUCAAACAUAUAUCUUAGAAUUAAUAAUAUAUCUUAAAAAUAAUUUAUCUCCUAUCAUAAAUAAUAUGGCCACUGUUGUGUUAGAAAAUGCUAAUUAAAAUAAUGAAAAAAGUAGGUUUGAUGAUUUAUUAAAUAAUGAUCUAUGUUUAUCAAGUAAUUUCUCUGUUUUAGCAAUGUGCGAACCAAGUUAAAUUGAAUUAGAGUAUUAUGAGUAAUUAUUUAUAUUAUUUUAUAGCAUAGAUGAUUAUAGUGAUAUUACUAAAAAUGGAGCUUUGGGAUUUGUAGCAGGCUUCAUUAAAUUUUUAAAUUAAGAUUUCAACUACGAAAUAACAAAUUUACAAUAUAAUCCUAAUUUAACUGAGAAUUAUUAAGAAGUUAAUACAAAGUAAUUUAAUACUUUUUUAAUAUCUUAUUCUACUGAUAUACUCUAAGUAAUGAGAAUAUUUCUGAUCCUACUUUAAGAAGAAAACUAAUAUAUAGCUAAUUAGAUUAUGUCUAUUAUUUCAGCAUAUUAUUUAGGAUUAGGAAUUAGGUAUAUUAUUAUUUUAAUCCAUAGUCUCUUUUUUAUUUAUUCUCUAACAUCUAUUUUAUGGGUUUAUUUGGCUUAAAAACGGAUGAAUUCAUUAAGAUAGAUUUUGGUUUUAAUUCCUGUUGAUCUGAUUCUUAGUGCAAAUAUUAGAAGUUAAGCCAAAGAAAUUCAUAGUUGGUUAUACUCAUGA
This is a messenger RNA of Paramecium sonneborni, 5349 nucleotides long. The record is from the annotation of a GenBank genome assembly. Lineage: Eukaryota; Ciliophora; Oligohymenophorea; Peniculida; Parameciidae.